This is a messenger RNA of Entamoeba invadens IP1, 1977 nucleotides long. RefSeq names its product leucine-rich repeat-containing protein C10orf80, putative. Lineage: Eukaryota; Evosea; Mastigamoebida; Endamoebidae. The record is from RefSeq and is a predicted model, not a curated record. The transcript has a single exon. Bases 1 to 1977 code for a protein of 658 amino acids.
AUGAAACAAAUAAAUAAAUUUAUAAAAAACCAAAAGUCAUUUAAUAGAAUUCAACAUAAAAAGAACUUCUUACUGUUUAUUAUAAAGAUGAGUUUAUCAGAAAACCAAAUUGAUCCAGUAACUUUGCGCCUUCAAGAGGAAGAAGAAAUCCGGAAAUACACAACUUUAAAGGUUGACAACGAUGAAUCAAGACAAGCAUUUAUUGCAGGACAUAAAUUAGCACAAACAAUAUCUUACAAAGAGCGUUGUGCUUGUUAUGUGACACAACAAAAGUGUCAAAAUGAUUUGAAUGAGAUGGCCGAAAAACACGAUGCAUUGGUCCAACAAUACAACACUCUUUAUCAAGGAUAUUUAAAUGUGCUUAAUCAAUGUAAUGAAUUUCAAAAAGUGAACCAGCAAUUAACUCAAACCCAUGCCGAGUUAAACCAAACUAUUCUCACAUUGCAAUCCAAAGGCGAGAAGGAUAUUAAAGACUAUAACGAACUUAUUUCCAAAUUUAAUAAUCAAAAGGAAGAGAGUGAACAAAAGUAUCACAUUUUAUAUUUGGAAAAGGAAAAAUUGUACAAUGAGACUCAAUCGUCGAAACAACGUAUUGCUUUGUGUAAUAAUAAAAUUGCGACACUGACUGUGGAAAAAGACAAAUUGAAAAAGGUAAACGCAAAUAUUGAAGACGAAAAGAGUGCAUUAAUAAAUGAAAAGGUUGCGCUCAAAACAAAGAUCAACAGCCUUGAAAGCGACAACGAAAGCAUUAUAAAUGAGAUGAAUACCCUUAAAUUAGUUCUACAAGAAGAAACUGCCACAAAAGAAAUUUUGAAGAAGAACAUCGAUGAACAGAAGAAAAUGGCUAUCAUUGCCAAGAACGAAGUUACACAAGAAAAACAAGAGAACAUUAAACUUAAAAAAGAGUACACUGAACAAAUAAAGAAACUAAAAGACGAUACUAAAACCCAAGUCGAACAGGCAGAGAGUCAAAACGAAAAACUGAUGUUGGACAUAAACACACUGAAAGUCCAAAUGGAAGCGCUCGAAUCAGAAAAAUUAAAAUAUGAAAAAAAAGUCGAAAAAGUCACUAAACAGAAAGACAACGAAACAUUACUCAAACAACAAAGCGAAGAAAAAUUGAUCAACUUGGAAGCACAAAACUCAGACCAACAAACAGCGUUGGACAAGCAGAAAACAGACAUCUUGUCAUUGAAAGAGAAAGUUGAUAAAUUGGAGAAAGACGUUGACGCUGCACAGAUACGGUCCACUGACUUGUCGACUCAACUUCAAUCUGUCGAAUUAGAGAAAACAGUAUUAGAAAAGGAGAGAGAAGAAUUACAUUUACAACUCCAAAGAUUUAAAGAAGAGUCGGAAAGGACGACUCAAAGACUUGAAAAUGAGACCAACCAAAUAAAACAAAACUCUCAAAAGAAUGUCACAACACUUGAAUCACAAAUAAGUGAUUUAAAGUCCCAGUUAUUUGCACUUGAGAACAAAUCAAAAGAACAACAAGAGACUUAUGAAAACGAAAAAAGAGAAUUAACAAUACUGAACAAAAAAUUGCAAACAGAAAACACUGAACUUGUGACACUAAACAAUAUUAAAACAAAAGCAGAAGAGGAAGAAGCAAAAAUAUUUGAAAAAAUACACACCAACCAACAAAAGGCACUCUCUAUGUUGUGCGCGUUCAAAACAUUUAACUGGAAAAAAGUUGAGGGGACACCAACCAAACGCGCCGUGUUGUGUAUGAAGUCCAUGUUUGUUGUGAAUAACAGAGAGUACUUCAAAGUCGAAGUCGACUUUUCAAUGUGUGAUGUCAAACCUAAAUUAGCAGGGUUAUAUAUCGAAACUCAACAAAAUAAUACGUUUUUAUCACUUCAAAUUGUAGAAAGCAACCAAGUCGUGUUCGUUGUUGGGAAGAAGGGAAUGUUCGAGGUGAGAGGGUUUGCUGAAGACAACUUGAACAAUUCAACUCUCCUCAAGAUCAAAAUUUGA